Lathyrus oleraceus (garden pea) is the source of this 705-nucleotide messenger RNA. RefSeq names its product auxin-induced protein 15A. Gene Ontology annotation, biological process: response to auxin. Bases 159 to 461 code for a protein of 100 amino acids. The record is from RefSeq and is a predicted model, not a curated record. The transcript has a single exon. Lineage: Eukaryota; Viridiplantae; Streptophyta; Magnoliopsida; Fabales; Fabaceae.
UAAACAUUCUUCAUGGUUAUCACUUAUCAAACAAUAUUAUUUAGUCCCCUCUAUAUAUAAUAUCUCUAGAGAUGACAAUUCAAUUCAAACCUAACUAACUCUUCUCUACUUUACUUUACCAUUAAACACUUUUCUAUCAUAUAAUAAUUUUCAUCAUCAUGAAGACAACAAGUAACAGAUUUGGGGGAAUUGUUCAAGCUAAACAGAAACUUCAAAGAACACUUUCACAAAGAAUUAGAAUGGCUUCAGCUGUUGGUGAUGUACCAAAAGGUCAUUUAGCAGUUUAUGUUGGAAAUUACCAUAAAAGGUUUGUAAUUCCAAUAUCAUAUUUGAGUCAUCCUUUGUUUAGAGAUUUAUUAGAUUGGGCGGAAGAAGAAUUCGGAUUUAAUCAUCCGAUGGGCGGUCUUACGAUUCCUUGCACUGAAGAUUAUUUCAUUAGUCUAACUUCUUCUCUUAAUUAGUAAUUAUUGAUUUUUUUGCUUUAAUGCAACCAAGUUAGAUAGGAGGAACUGAAUUUGGUCUACUGAUCAAUUCAUGUUGUUGUGGAAAUUCAUCUAAUAAUUUCCGAAUUCUUGUGAUGUAUUAUAAAUUGUAGUACAUUAGUAUUUUUUUGCAAUUUGAAUUAGAGCAACUUUAUGUGUCUCGGAAUGUAACACUGAAAAUUGCAAUGUAGUAGAUUUAUAAUUUAUUGAUUAUCUCCCUUUU